Molecule: messenger RNA, 1352 nt
Organism: Camelus dromedarius (Arabian camel)
Lineage: Eukaryota; Metazoa; Chordata; Mammalia; Artiodactyla; Camelidae
Gene: JAZF1
Product: JAZF zinc finger 1
Exons: 5
Coding region: 239-829 (196 amino acids)
Cellular component (GO): nucleus
Source: RefSeq, a predicted model, not a curated record
ACGACGCCGCCGCCGCCGCCGCCGCCUCCCCUCAGCCUCCCGGUCUCUCCUCGCAAUCCUUCCAUCUCUCUCGCCCCCUCUCCCUCCGUCCCGUCCUCUCCGCUCCCCUCACUCCGCCUCUCUCCCCCUCCCCCAGCCCCUCCUCUCCUCACCCCACCCUGCCUCCCUCCCUCCCUCCCUCCGUCCGCCCGCCCGGCGCUCGCUGAGCCGACACCAGGGGGGCUCUCGAUGUAGCACCAUGACAGGCAUCGCCGCCGCCUCCUUCUUCUCCAAUACCUGCCGAUUCGGGGGCUGCGGACUCCACUUCCCCACCCUGGCCGACCUCAUCGAACACAUCGAGGACAACCACAUCGAUACAGAUCCACGUGUUUUAGAAAAACAAGAAUUACAGCAGCCAACCUAUGUUGCCCUCAGUUACAUUAAUAGAUUCAUGACAGAUGCUGCCCGCCGAGAGCAAGAGUCCCUGAAGAAGAAGAUUCAGCCCAAGCUCUCACUGACCCUGUCCAGCUCCGUGUCUCGAGGGAACGUGUCCACUCCACCACGACACAGCAGCGGAAGCCUUACUCCCCCUGUGACCCCGCCCAUCACCCCCUCCUCUUCAUUCCGCAGCAGCACCCCGACCGGCAGUGAGUACGACGAGGAGGAGGUGGAUUACGAGGAGUCGGACAGCGAUGAGUCCUGGACCACAGAGAGCGCCAUCAGCUCCGAAGCCAUCCUCAGCUCCAUGUGCAUGAACGGAGGGGAAGAGAAGCCUUUCGCCUGCCCGGUUCCUGGAUGUAAAAAGAGAUACAAGGAUUUGGGCAAGGAGCUCCCACAGUGGCAGAGAUGAUGGCCUGAUGCAGAGGAGGAAAUGGACAAAAAUUCCAAGUAAGGUAGGGAUUAUCAUGGUUGGCUGGGAGCAAGACAUAAGCCGAGUUUCCAAAUCAAGAAUUUAUACAUGUCUUUAUUGCCCUAACUUGUGUUUUUUUUCUUUAGGUAUUUUCUGGCCAACCUGAGUGUACUUUUAUUUCAUUGUUCAUUGUUAACACUUUUCAGAGUGGAAAAAUUCAGAGAGAACUGUGCUUCUUUAUACAGUUUGUGAGUCUCAGAUCCAUAUUUUAUGUAAAAUUCAAAGUGAGUCCUUCCAGAGUAACUGUGGUAGAUUUGAAGUUGCUUUGGGUUAGCUGUGAGCAUGACCCAGUCUGCCCAGCCCACGAUUAACGCAGCAGGCCGCAUGAAGUCACAGCUGGAGUUCAUGCAAAGCCUACUCUGUGUACAGCUGCCACCCAGAUGUCCAGCUACAGUCAGACCCACGUUGAGGUUUCCCCCCCAUCGGACAGACAUCAUGUGACUCCAUCUAACAGGUAAUAUUU